This is a messenger RNA of Durusdinium trenchii, 1105 nucleotides long. The record is from the annotation of a GenBank genome assembly. Lineage: Eukaryota; Dinophyceae; Suessiales; Symbiodiniaceae.
GAGAGGGAGGGUUGUGGUUGCCUUCAGGAGGUUUUCGAGGAGAGUGGACUCACACGGCACAGGAAUGGCGGCAUGGGCUCAAGAGUCCUUUAAAUCUAUGUGUUGAGCAUGUUACCGUACCGUUUGAAGCUGCAAGCUCUGCGGGCUUUGCAAACUGCUUUCCUUCUGAGACUUGCAGUUGCUGGGCAUUCCAUCGACUCUGAUCUUCCAUAUUGGGAUUGCUGGGAUCAGAAGGUGAAGGAUGAGGCGAAGGUAUUUCACCUACACACUCCAAAGGUGGCAGGCUGUUCUGUUGUCGAGGAUUUGAGUGGAAUGGUGGGUCGCGAUGAAGUCUUUUCCGACGAGGUUUGCUUUUCGUACUCAUCAAAGGGGAGCUACGAAAACACCGUUGUAAUGGUGAGAGAACCCCGUGCUCAUGUUUAUUCAAUGUACCAGUUCUGCCACCUUGCGGUUGAUCCAGGAUAUAGAUUUAUGGUCGGAAUGAGGCAAGGGUUGAAAGGUCAAGCGAACUAUCAUUUGGCCAGUUCGUUCAGCGAGUGGAUCAAUGAAUGGUACGAAAGUCCACGCUGGGGCAAUUAUGAUAUAUACGAAGACUACGAGUUCUGCUACUGUCCAUACAACUUGCAAAGUUCUCGGUUGGCUUGCAACAGCGAAAAGGAUGCAAAGUAUUGCUAUGCAACUUCGGACUUCGAGAAGGUCAUGAAGAACAUUCAUUCUGCGACAAUACUUGGAGUGGUUGAAGCGUAUCAUGAAUCGUUUUGCUUGUUUUCAGCUCAGUUGCUGGACUCUUUGCCUGAGCAUUGUGACUGUGAAAGCCCAGCAUGGAGUUCCUACGUCAAAACAAAUGUUUCUCACCAUGACCACUUCAAUGGAACCUUUGGGUCGAUUUAUGAUAUGCCCAAAGACAUCAUUCAAAAAGUUGACAGCAUGACACAAGAGGACCGUGCGCUCUACAAGGCAGGAGUAGAACGUUUCAUAGUAGAUAUCAACAAGGUUGAGGUACGCUUUGGAAAGAAGAUUCUUUGCGAGAGUCAGAGUCAGCAGCUAAAGCUGCAGGCAGCCUGAAUUUGGCAGUUGGACUCUCGAAGCUUUGCCAACUUGGUCA